Messenger RNA from Sorex fumeus (smoky shrew), 2370 nucleotides. RefSeq names its product MSL complex subunit 3 (gene MSL3). Gene Ontology annotation, cellular component: NuA4 histone acetyltransferase complex; MSL complex; nucleus. Bases 32 to 1660 code for a protein of 542 amino acids. NCBI's taxonomy places the organism in Eukaryota, Metazoa, Chordata, Mammalia, Eulipotyphla, Soricidae. Gene Ontology annotation, biological process: regulation of DNA-templated transcription; chromatin organization. The record is from RefSeq and is a predicted model, not a curated record. The transcript has 14 exons.
GCGGAGCCGCGCCCCGUGCCGCGAUGAGCAAAUGAGCGCGAGCGGGGGCACGAGAUGUCAGUUCCACUCUGGGGAGAAAGUGCUGUGCUUCGAGCCUGACCCCACCAAGGCGCGAGUGCUGUACGAUGCCAAGAUUGUCGAUGUUAUUAUUGGGAAAGACGAGAAAGGCAGGAAGAUUCCAGAAUAUCUGAUCCAUUUUAAUGGUUGGAACCGAAGUUGGGACCGAUGGGCCGCUGAAGAUCAUGUACUUCGGGACACCGACGAAAAUCGGAGAUUACAGCGCAGAUUGGCAAGAAAAGCUGUAGCUCGCUUGAGAAGCUCAGGACGGAAGAAGCGGCGCUGCAGGUUGCCGGGUGUGGAUUGUGUCUUAAAAAGCCUUCCUGUUGAAACUGAUGAAAACGAUGAAAACUCAAUAAGCACUUCCUCUGAGGACAGUAGUGAAGAAAAGGAUGAAGAAAUAAGUGAAGAAAGUGAUAUUGAAGGAAAGAGAGAAGUGAAGGAAGAACCAGAGCUGCACCCUAAAAGGGAGAUGGAAGAGAGAAGCAUAACUAUAGAGAUCCCCGAGGUUCUGAAGAAGAAGCUGGAAGACGAUUGUUACUAUAUCAACAGGAGGAAACGGUUAGUGAAACUUCCAUGCCAGACCAACAUCAUAACUAUUUUGGAAUCGUAUGUGAAGCAUUUUGCUAUAAAUGCAGCCUUUUCAGCCAGUGAGAGGCCUCGUCACCAUCAUGUUAUGCCACACUCCAACAUGAAUGUGCAUUAUGUCCCUGCAGAAAAGAAUCAGGGCAAUCGUCCUCGUAAUCUGCUUUGCACACGUGACCCAGCUGGAGGCGAGUCAGACAGUGUUGACCUUUGUAAGGAGAUGGUGGAUGGAUUACGAAUAACCUUCGAUUAUACUCUUCCGUUGGUUUUGCUCUAUCCGUAUGAACAAGUUCAGUAUAAAAAGGUGACCUCAUCCAAAUUUUUUCUUCCGAUUAAGGAAAGUGCCACAAACUCUAAUAGGAACCAGGAGGAGCUCUCUCCUAGCCCCCCUCUGUUGAACCCGUCCACGCCGCAGUCCACGGAGAGCCAGCCCACGUCGGGGGAGCCCGCCACCCCCAAGAGACGCAAAGCCGAGCCCGAAGCCCUGCAGUCUCUGAGGCGCUCCACGCGCCACUCGGCCAGCUGCGACAGACUGUCGGAGAGCAGUGCGUCGCCACAGCCCAAGCGCCGGCAGCAGGACACGUCCGCCAACAUGCCCAAACUCUUCCUGCACCUGGAGAAGAAGACACCCGUGCAUAGCAGAUCUUCCUCGCCUGUUCCUCUGACUCCGAGCAAGGAAGGGAACACUGUGUUUGCUGGCUUUGAAGGCAGAAGAACUAAUGAAAUAAAUGAGGUACUUUCCUGGAAACUUGUGCCUGAAAGUUACCCCCCGAGUGACCAGCCGCCUCCAGCCUCAUUUAUUUAUGGGGCACAACACUUGCUGCGAUUGUUCGUGAAACUUCCGGAAAUUCUUGGGAAGAUGUCCUUCGCCGAGAAGAAUCUGAAGGCUUUAUUGAAGCACUUUGAUCUCUUUCUGAGGUUUCUAGCUGAGUACCAUGAUGACUUCUUCCCAGAGUCUGCCUACGUGGCCGCCUGCGAGGCGCACUACAGCACCAAAAACCCCAGAGCGAUCUACUGACGUUUCGGGGUUCUGGAACAAUUGCUUCUCUCCUAGCUUUGUAGAGAGCUAGGAGUUGGUGGACCUUCCUUCCACAGUGGCUGGGGUGGGGACGGGGGGCUUCCAGUAGGGGCAGGCCCAUUUGUUUGAGUUGUUUUCAUAUUUAAAUGUUUUCUUUCGGGGGGGCACAGUACCCGGUAGUGCUCAGGACCUCUCCCGACAGUGCUCGGGGGAUCAUACGGUGCUGGGGAUUGAAUCCGGGCCUCCCACAUGUGAAGCAUGUGCUCUAGCCCUUUGAUCCAUCUCCCUUCCUGAAGUUAUUUCUGUUACGGAUUACUUCCUGGGUGCCUGAAAGGGCUCUAAUAUGUGACCUCUGCCAUUGUAUUCAUGAAAACUGUAAUGGCAGGAAAAGAGCUAUACUGAUGCAUAUACAUUUUACAGAAUGGAAUUGCAUACAGUAGACUAUUUCAGUAGUUGUUAGUUAUUUGUUAGCGAUAAUAUUUUAUAGUUAUUUGUUAGCAGCAACUAGAAUUCAUUUACAAACUCCUUGGCUGUGUAACUGCCCAGCAAUUUGCAGUUUUGCUUAGAAAUCGCAGUGUACUACCAACAUACCUUGGAGUUGAUACUGAUAGCAAAAAAUCCAUAAAGCUAUCCAUUUAUUUGCUUGUUACAGUUCAUCUUCUGUAAAACUUUAUUUUUACCGAUUUAAAUAAAGCUUUGCUUGUGUUGGA